GUUUAUCCCCAAUGUGAUCCCUCAGAAGGCGUAUGACGCGGAACUGGAAACUUUGCAUCUCGUCUCAAGUUACCUUUGUGGUCUGCUAUUGCGUUCGAAAUGCACGAAUGAACCGAUAAUGAUAGACAGAAACCACAUUAUUUCGAUUUACUUCCUUUUGUGUGUCCGUUGGGAUACUUUAACAGCUACCAUUCUUGUGGUUUGUCUAGAGUGCCAAGUAUUUGAUUGUUCAUUCCAGAGGCACCUAGGCCGAAACGAGUCCGUAGCAGAGUUUCAGGAUGAUGAAGCGCAGUUUGGCCGGAGAAUCGACCCAAAUGCUCCCAUCAUGGUGAAACCAUUUUUUUUAUCUGUAACACUUCCCUACUAGGGACGAAUAUACGCUUCAAAUCCACUUGAGGGCUGCGUUAAUAAAGUGCCGCUGCCUGAGAAUGCAUCUAAGUAUGCAUUACCAUUUGUGUGCUUGCUGAAGCGUGGAAACUGUACUUUUGAAGAAAAGGUCACAGCGGCGGAGCGUGGUGGUUAUGUCGCAGCAAUAGUUUUUAACCACCUGAGUGACGAUAUUUUCCCCAUGUCCUCCAAGACGGGUAAGUCACAGCAUUCUCGGUAACCAAACUUCAGGCUUUCCGGUUAAUAUACCGGCAGUCAUGAUCGGCCGAUCUGACGGCCGGGCAAUGUUCGAAAGAUUCGUUUUCCAUACAGACGCUUACGUUAUUGAAAUAUAUGCCAAUCAUAAGACAGAUAUCACUUGGUACGUGGUCCCUGUUCUAUCGGUGUUGGGCCUCUUCUUAUUGGGCGUUUUAUGCAUGUGCGCUUUCCGCUGGCACGAUCAACGCCGAAGACGUCUUCGCCGUUGUCUCACUUCCAGGCAGCUUAAUUGCCUGCCAAGCACAAAGUUCAUUAAGGGCCAAACUCCCGAUGGGAAAUGUGUCAUCUGUCUGGAGGAUUAUGAGGAUGGAGACAGGCUACGCACGCUACCAUGUGAGCAUGUGUAUCACACAAGAUGUAUUGACCCAUGGCUCCUAAAAGGACGGCGCGUUUGCCCUAUUUGCAAGCGGCCGGUUUUCGAAAGGCGACAACAUCAAUCAUUCUUAGCACGGCUCCGUUCUGGUGUCAGGACUUCGGCCGUUGAUGCGGAAGAUGGAGGUGAUGACCAUCUGCUUAGUGAAUCCGAGUCUGAAACCGAAACCGGUCCAGUCACACUUGAACAGCAACCACGCUCGACUGGUUCCUAUGGUACGUUUCAGUCUGCGGACACUGUACACGUUCCGGUACCACACUCUUCCACAGAAGCCACCCCUCUCCUCAUUCCUGGUUCAUCCGAGGGAUCUCUCCGCCCGCACUCCCCCGCCCUUUCGACCCGCAGCGCAGCUUGUCUGGACGUGAGUGGUGACCACUCAGUAUCCGUCAACACUGAAGCCACAUCUUUUGCGAAUUCCUUGCCCUGUAGCCCAAGUUCAAGGCGUCGAAAUUCGAAAAACUCCACCAAUGUGAACCCGAAUCGUGAGGCAGAAUUAUUUAGAUUAUUUAAUAUUAUUUGCAUUACCACGGGGUCAGGUUCCAGAAGAGCUAUGUCUUAUGCGUACUCGAUAUCUGUGAGCUUUCUGGCCCAGCAAUAUGGAUUGCAGCGCAGGAUUGUAAACUCGACCCUUGAUGGUUCACAAAAGCUGCACUGGCCUUCCCAAUCCGGAUGGAAAUAUGUCUCACCAGCCAACCGGCACGAUACAGCUGCCCAGGUAGAUAGACUUGCCUAUUUUGCACUUCGCAGAUGUGAACCCGAAUCGUGA
This is a messenger RNA of Opisthorchis viverrini, 1784 nucleotides long. RefSeq lists its product as hypothetical. NCBI's taxonomy places the organism in Eukaryota, Metazoa, Platyhelminthes, Trematoda, Opisthorchiida, Opisthorchiidae. Gene Ontology annotation, cellular component: nucleoplasm; cytoplasm. The record is from RefSeq and is a predicted model, not a curated record. The transcript has 6 exons. The coding region runs from base 645 to 1784 and encodes 379 amino acids.